Symbiodinium necroappetens is the source of this 600-nucleotide messenger RNA. NCBI's taxonomy places the organism in Eukaryota, Dinophyceae, Suessiales, Symbiodiniaceae. The record is from the annotation of a GenBank genome assembly.
AUGGGGCAGGAUCAGCUGUGGCGGCGAAUCGCAGAUGGCACUUGCUGGCAUGCAUUGUAUGUGGGCCAAUUCCUGCUCACCGCCUGCGAGGAUGGUGCAGAGCUGUCAAUAUUCGGAGAGGGCGCCGAGCAGCUACCUCCGUGCGUGGUGGCAGUGCAAUUCCUCGAAGGGUCCCGGGGAUCAGUUUGCAGGAUUCCAUUGGCAGACUUCGUCGAUGCUUCCAAAGGCCCAGGUGACUGUGGAGACCUUGACGAUUGCUCAAGCCCUGCUAGAGUAACAGCUGCAGACAUCUCCGUUCGGCUCUACACGCGAAGACCGCGUGGACGCCGAGCAGCUGUGGCACGAGCGCUGAUGGCAAUCGGAGUCCAGGUGGAUUCGGCGGCUAUCAGCAGCCAGCCAGAGCUGCUACCUUGGUGGGCCAUCUUUGAUGAGGCGGAGACUUUCCAGCCAGGGCUUUGCACCUCUCGCCGCCGCGCAGUUCGCUAUCGCUUGUCACCCAAGGCGGUGGAAGCUUUUUGGCAGGUUACAACCAUGCAAGCUGACCUGACACGAGCCCACAGGUCCGUUCGACCUCUCAAUGCAACUGUAAACAUCUUCUAA